CGCCCAGCAGAGGCUAUAAAUUUUGUAUUUUUCCACUUUCUUUUCGGUCUUUCCUAACGGCGACCGCAGAUCUUCUAAUAUGUCUGGCCGUGGCAAACAGGGAGGCAAAGCUCGCGCCAAGGCGAAGACCCGUUCUUCUCGGGCCGGCCUUCAGUUUCCUGUAGGCCGAGUGCACCGUCUCCUCCGCAAGGGCAACUAUGCGGAGCGGGUCGGAGCCGGCGCGCCAGUGUACCUGGCGGCGGUGCUGGAGUAUCUGACCGCCGAAAUCCUGGAGCUGGCGGGCAACGCGGCCCGGGACAACAAGAAGACUCGUAUCAUUCCUCGCCACCUGCAGCUGGCCAUCCGCAACGACGAGGAGCUCAACAAGCUGCUGGGCAAAGUCACCAUCGCUCAGGGCGGCGUUCUGCCCAACAUCCAGGCCGUGCUGUUGCCAAAGAAAACUGAGAGCCACCACAAGGCCAAAGGCAAGUAGAAGUCUGGGUUAGCUUGCAGCGACUCGAACGACCCAACCGAACCAAAGGCUCUUUUCAGAGCCACCUACAGUUUCUUGGGAAGAACUGAGCACUGCAGUCGGUUAAGUGGGAGCAUUCUUGUUGGUUACUUUUCCUUAAACCUGGGCAAUUUUUAAUUUUUGCAAACAUUGAGUCCACUUUAUCUUAAUGAAAUUUAAUCGCUGUUUUCUUCGAGUGAGCUUUAUCAGUGUAAUUAUACCUUAAUGGUUAACUAUCAGGAUUUACCACCUCUCCCUCCACUUUUGAGUCUCUUAAAAACCAAACCUAUGGUGAUGAGCGUUUGUUUUAGGGUCAAAUGUAGCAAUCUAAGAUGUACUUAUCUUGUGCGUCUUACCAAAUAAAAACAUCCCGAGGAUGCAGAGUUCAACCCAAACCUGUA
This is a messenger RNA of Lemur catta (Ring-tailed lemur), 891 nucleotides long. RefSeq names its product histone H2A type 1. Lineage: Eukaryota; Metazoa; Chordata; Mammalia; Primates; Lemuridae. The coding region runs from base 80 to 472 and encodes 130 amino acids. Gene Ontology annotation, cellular component: nucleosome. The record is from RefSeq and is a predicted model, not a curated record. Gene Ontology annotation, molecular function: DNA binding; protein heterodimerization activity; structural constituent of chromatin. The transcript has a single exon.